CAUUCCACGAGGGUGGUGACACGGCUCACACGACUGCGGGAAAACACUGGCUCCAGCUGCUGUCACGGUGCUGGGAGUGAGAGGUGACCUCUUUAUUUUUAGAAGGGGGCUGUCAUAAUAACCCAGCCCUGAGCUUCAUUCACGGCAGGUGGCAGGCACUUUGGAAGUUUGUAAACACCAACUUUCUGAGUAAGGGAGGAGCACCUUUCUCCCAAAAGGACAGACUUUCACUCCUCGGGUUUUUCCUCAUAAUAUUCUGUGUUAUUGUGGAAAAGACGCUAUUGUUUGACCGUAGCUGUGUGGCCAGAUCUUUAAAGGGCAGAAAUGCCUGAAGGGGAGGACUUCGGACCAGGCAGAAGCUGGGAAGUUAUCAAUUCCAAACCAGAUGAAAGACCCAGACUCAGCCACUGUAUUGCAGAAUCAUGGAUGAAUUUCAGCCUAUUUCUUCAAGAAAUGUCUCUUUUUAAACAGCAGAGCCCUGGCAAGUUUUGUCUCCUGGUAUGCAGUGUGUGUACUUUUUUUACAGUCUUGGGAAGUUAUAUUCCUGGGGUUAUACUCAGCUAUCUAUUGUUACUGUUUGCAUUUUUGUGUCCACUGUUUAAAUGUAAUGACAUUGGACAAAAAAUAUACAGCAAAAUCAAGUCAGUUCUGUUGAAACUAGACUUUGGAAUUGGAGAAUAUAUUAAUCAGAAGAAACGUGAAAGAUCUGAAGCAGAUAAAGAUAAAAGUCACAAAGAUGAUAGUGAACUUGAUUUUUCAGCUCUUUGUCCUAAGAUUAGCCUCACAGUUGCUGCCAAAGAGUUAUCUGUGUCUGACACAGAUGUCUCAGAAGUGUCCUGGACUGAAAAUGGGACCUUCAACCUUUCCGGGGGAUACACUCCGCAGACAGACACUUCUGAUGAUCUCGAUCGGCCUGGUGAAGAAGUUUUCUCCCGAGAUCUCUCUGAUUUUCCAUCCCUAGAAAAUGGCAUGGGAACAAAUGAUGAAGACGAGUUAAGCCUCAGCUUGCCUGCUGAGCUCCAGAGAAAAAAGGAACAGUUGGAUGGUGGUCACAGAGCAUGUCAAGAGAGGCCAUCAGCAGCUGGCCUCAGCCUCCCUCUGAACAGUGACCAAGCCUAUCGCUUGAUGGGUGACCUGGCGGGGGACGUCAUCACAGCCGCAGUGUCUGCUGCUAUCAAAGACCAAGUAGAAGGCACGCAGCAGGCCCUGGCUCGCGCUGCCUUCAGCCCAGGAGAGGACACAGACACUGAAGAAGGUGAUGACUUUGAGCUGCUUGACCAGGAAGAGCUGGAUCAAAUUGAGAGUGAACUGGGACUUGCACGCGAGCAGGAGGCAGAGGCGCAGCAAAGUAAGAAGUCCUCAGGCUUCCUUUCAAAUCUUCUGGGAGGUCAUUAAACCAGGAAUUAGCUUACAACAGAAUACAGACGAAUCACCAAACAUCUCAGACAAGCAAAAAAGGAAAAGGAAAAAAAAAAGGGAAAAAAAGGAAAAAAUACAAACUGUAAGCUUUUAAUGAUUAGAUAUUUUUUUUGUUUUCCCUUCUGCAGUGAAUUGGAUAUAUAUCAACUGAUACUGGUAGACUGGUUAUUUCUGAUAGUUAUUUUUAUGUAAUAAGCAUGGAAAUGAACUUUAUAUAUGCAUAUAUACAUUCUGUGGUGUCAGAGAUGAAUACAUGGGGUUGUUUGUAAAGAAAAUUGAAACAAACAAAAACCCACCAGAUUACUAAGAUCCUUCUGUAGGCAUUAUUUUUUCUUUAUAAUUAAUUUUCAAGCAUGUAAAAAUUUAUUGUAACUAAGUGAAAAAUAUUGUGAAGACAUGCUCUAUCAAUGACCCUUCUUCCUAAAACUUGGCAACAGUUUUAAGACUUUGAUGU
Molecule: messenger RNA, 1873 nt
Organism: Dipodomys spectabilis (banner-tailed kangaroo rat)
Lineage: Eukaryota; Metazoa; Chordata; Mammalia; Rodentia; Heteromyidae
Gene: Retreg1
Product: reticulophagy regulator 1
Exons: 7
Coding region: 325-1395 (356 amino acids)
Biological process (GO): negative regulation of neuron apoptotic process; reticulophagy
Cellular component (GO): endoplasmic reticulum membrane
Source: RefSeq, a predicted model, not a curated record